AACUUUUAUAAGGCAGUGAGGUUUUCUAUUGCUUCAAUAAUUGCUGUAGCCUUUUUUGAAUACCCAAACCCCAAAUCCGCUUCCAAUUCAGCUGCAGAUUUUCCGAUGGAGCUUCCGGAAUCCGUUCCUCCUCCAGCUCCUCUCUCCGAGAAAAAGGAGAAUGUGACGCCGAUGAAUCCCAAGAUAGCGGAAUUGGCCGAAUCCCGGCAGGAGCUUGUCAGCAGAAUACAGAAUCUUAAACAGGACCUCCAAAACUGGAGAAUGAAGCUGGAUACGCAAGUUAAGGUUUACCGCGAUGAGCUCUCAGAUCUUAAGAAGUCACUAAAUACUGAAGUUGAUCAGCUACGAACAGAAUUUCAAGAGCUGAGGACUACUCUCCAACAGCAGCAGGAAGACGUUGCAGCCAGCCUAAAAAAUCUAGGGGAUGAUCUUGGAGAACCAAAGGAGCUCGGAGGCACGAGAGACGUGGAAGCCAACAAGAGUAUAGAUCAAGAAUUACCAAAAGACGAGGGUAAAGCAACUCAUCAAUCAUGAUUCAUGAGUAGAUUGAAUUCUUCCUCCGUUUACUAUUGGGGAUGACUUCUUUUGCCAUCCCAAAUUUUUAUGUGUCUGAACUCUCUUCUCAAUUUCAUCACGUGACAUUAAGCCCUCUAUCACUAACAGUGAUGCUAAUAUAUUUCCAUCUAUCCAAAUUUUAAAUUAUUUAGUCA
Salvia hispanica is the source of this 710-nucleotide messenger RNA. RefSeq lists its product as uncharacterized. Lineage: Eukaryota; Viridiplantae; Streptophyta; Magnoliopsida; Lamiales; Lamiaceae. The record is from RefSeq and is a predicted model, not a curated record.